CUGCCUGCCCGUCAGUUGCUCCCAGUGAGACCUACCUUUCAGAAUGCACACGAAACUCUUGCUGCUUUUGGUGGCAGCCGGCUGCUGCCUCUGGAGUGUGGCCAGUGCCUGCCAGAGCAUCGAACAGCGCUACAAAUUCGCCAACAGCAACAUCUACGUGCGGCUGCGACGCGGCGAUAAACUCCAGUACGAGCUGAUGAGGGGCGACAAGAGCCUGCAGACAGUGACCUUCGACAACUUUGCCACGACCAACAAUCUGGUGGAGUCGGAAAACGGCGGCUACAAGAUCACCGAUGGCACCAACACCAUCGAAUUCACGCUGGUCAAGAGCGGCGUGGUCACGGGCACUGGCAGUGAUGUAACCCAUGUGCGAGUGGCCCGCGAUCAGGUGCUGCAGGGUCAGCAGCCCAGGGAUUGCUUCUCCCUGAACACAGGAGUCACCCAUUGGUUCAGCGGACCCGAGCAGAAGCAGCACUACUGGCCCGUGGAGCGCCAGAGCCACAGCAACUACCCGUAUCUGCCCAAGGAGCUGGACAACUUCGGUGUGGGAGAGCGCUACUGGCUGAACAGCGACGGAGUCUUCCUGUAUGUGGAGAACAACACGCCGCUCUUCAUCGACCAGAACUCUGCGGGCUAUGAGGGCAAGCUGUGCUUCAGUGCGAUCAGUGCCCUGCCCUACGAUCCGCGCGUCACCUCCGCGAAGUUCGUCUACCAUGUGGCAGUGGCCAAGGAUGCCAAGGCUGCGCACAAGUAUGCGGUGAAGACUUUCUUGGGACAGCCCACAGGACACCCCGAUGAACGGAUGGUACAGCAUCCGGUUUGGUCCACCUGGGCCCUGUACAAGGCAGAAGUCGACGACGGCGUCAUUCGCGACUUUGCCCAGCAGAUCCUGGACAAUGGCUUCGAGAACAGUCAACUGGAGAUCGAUGACGAUUGGGAGGACUGCUACGGUGCUCUCACUUUCCGAAAGAACAAGUUCCCGGAGACCAAGACCCUCACCGAUGAUCUCAAAGCACUGGGCUUCCGUGUGACCCUGUGGAUCCAUCCCUUCAUCAACAACAAUUGCACGGCGAUCUAUGAAGAGGCCAAGGGUCUGGGCUACCUGGUGCUCGACCACGAAGGAAGCUCGGACACACAGUGGUGGAACAGCAAGGCCAAGGAUGCUGCCAUUCUGGACUUUACCAAGUCUGAGGUCCGAGAGUGGUUCACUAAUCGCUUGAAGCGGCUGCAGGAUGAGGAGGGCAUUGACAGCUUCAAGUUCGAUGCCGGAGAGAUCACCUGGCUGCCCAGUGAUCCCGUGCUGCAGGGCGACGGCUCAAUGGUGACUCCUCUGCAGGCCGUUGGCGACUAUGUCCGGACGGUGGCUGCCUUCGGCGACAUGGUUGAGGUUCGUUCCGCCCAAAACACCCAGGACCUGCCCAUCUUUGUGCGCAUUGUGGACAAGGACUCCGAAUGGGGCUGGAACAAUGGCCUGAUCACGCUGAUCACCUCGAUGCUGCAGAUGAACCUAAACGGCUAUCCCUUUGUCCUUCCCGACAUGAUUGGCGGCAAUGGCUACUACGAGAGGCCCCCCAACAAGGAGCUCUUCCUGCGCUGGCUGCAGGCCAAUGUCUUCAUGCCUGCCCUCCAGUACUCCUUUGUGCCGUGGAACUUUGACGACGAGACCAUCGCGAUCAGUAAGACCCACACCAAACUGCACGCCGACUACACUCCUUACAUCAUGAAGUUGUUCAAGCGGGCAGUGGAGACUGGCGAACCGGUGAAUCCCCCGCUCUGGUGGAUUGCCCCCAACGAUUCAGUGGCUCAAGGAAUCUACGACCAGUUCCUUCUUGGCGAUGAUAUCAUUGCUGCUCCUGUGGUGCUUGAGGGUGCCACCAAACGGGAUGUUUACCUGCCAGAAGGUGAAUGGAAGAACGGCAAUGGCGAUGAGGUGUACAGCGGUCCCAUCUGGAUCAUGGAUUACCCUGCCCCAUUGGACACACUGCCCUACUUUGUGCGUGUGGGAUUCGAGAUGAACUAAAGUCAAUUUUAUUAAAAUAUAAUCUUAAAUCUUUUAUUAGUCUAACAAA
Molecule: messenger RNA, 2069 nt
Organism: Drosophila miranda
Lineage: Eukaryota; Metazoa; Arthropoda; Insecta; Diptera; Drosophilidae
Gene: tobi
Product: myogenesis-regulating glycosidase
Exons: 2
Coding region: 44-2020 (658 amino acids)
Biological process (GO): carbohydrate metabolic process
Molecular function (GO): hydrolase activity, hydrolyzing O-glycosyl compounds
Source: RefSeq, a predicted model, not a curated record